Molecule: messenger RNA, 1143 nt
Organism: Aspergillus neoniger CBS 115656
Lineage: Eukaryota; Fungi; Ascomycota; Eurotiomycetes; Eurotiales; Aspergillaceae
Product: Ac45/VOA1 transmembrane domain-containing protein
Exons: 5
Coding region: 84-941 (285 amino acids)
Biological process (GO): fungal-type cell wall biogenesis; (1->6)-beta-D-glucan biosynthetic process
Cellular component (GO): endoplasmic reticulum membrane
Source: RefSeq, a predicted model, not a curated record
CUCCAACAUCAUCAUUCAUUCCUCCCGGAGGUUCUCUAGAUAGCCGUCCGCUCGUCUGAUAGCUACCCCCCUAUCACACCACCAUGCGUUUGGGAACCUUCUCGCUGCUCGCUCUGGGAGCGACGACGGCGAACGCAAUCCGCGACACCUCUCCCUUUUUCCUUGCAUCGACCUCCCAGAUCCCUUCUACGUCGGCACAGCUGCGGACUGCUCCCGCUAUCUUAGAAGAUCUGUCCACGGGGCUGAGUGGCUGCCCUUCCGACUACUAUGUUAUUGCUUCUCAGCCCGGUGUGCACAGCACCGACUUCGCUACUCGCCAAUCCGCACCGCGCCUCGGUGGGAAGAUGACGGGGAAGGACAAGAACAUCCGGACGAAGACGAUCGUGAAUGAAGUUGUGGGCGAGAUUGAGGCGAAGGAUGUCCAGAAGCUGCUCGAGAAGGAGUGCGGGGCUGAAUCGACCUUGAUCGACGCUUCCUCUGAUUCUCACUCUGCCGACUUCGAUGCGGAGUCCCGCAUCAUCGUUGUUGACUUGCCUGUCCUGCCUGCGGGACAUGAUCGGAAGAAGCAGCUUUCGAACAACGAUGGCUUGCUCUUCAACGUCAUUGACCGACUUCCCGAGUCCAAGGGCUACACGAUCCUCUACGUCACUUCCCCGAGGGAACUCGAAGACACCGGUUCCGAUUUCUACCAAGCGGAACAGGAUCCCCUUCACAUGGACCUCAAGCGCGACUACUCUGCUCAUGACAGUCAAUCUUCGUCCAACAAGACUCUUUUCCAGGAAUACCAGUUCUUUACACCCGGCAUUUGGAUGGGAAUUCUCGCGACCCUGGUGUUCCUGAUGAUCUUCUAUGUCGGACUGUCUGCUCUUUUGAGCUUGGAGGUUCCCUAUGCAGCAUUCGAGAAGGACACAUCGGCCGCUGUGCAGAAGAAGCAGCAGUGAUUAGCGGUUGUUCUUCCAGAUUCGUGUCAUUAGUCUUGCUUCUUCUUUGCAUAAUUUGCUAUAUUAUGAAUAGGCUGUAUAUCAGCGAAGCGGCGUUUGCUUAUUUGUGGAAUCUAUCAUAUUGUACGAGUGAAAGUGGCACCCCACUAGGUAUCGUUUGGGAGUCGAGGUAGAUAUCUAACCAUCGAACAUGAUUGAUGAC